Molecule: messenger RNA, 1654 nt
Organism: Canariomyces notabilis
Lineage: Eukaryota; Fungi; Ascomycota; Sordariomycetes; Sordariales; Chaetomiaceae
Exons: 1
Coding region: 468-1337 (289 amino acids)
Source: RefSeq, a predicted model, not a curated record
ACACUCUUGCCGCACCGGGCGGAACCAACAGUUGGGCAGCAACGGUCGGGUGAGGUGAGGCGAGAGUGGGGAGGGCGUGAAGAGACUGGCCUGCUAAGUCCUGGUUCAAGGAUUUCAAUAACACAGGCAGGCAAGUGAGGUAGGUAGUGUACUAGGUAGGUAAGGUAGUUAGGUAACGUUAUCCGGCAGGCCGGCAAGCAGUGUCGUGCAAGGACGGGGCGGCUCCUUGUCUCCUGUGGUGGUAUGUACGGCGUAUAGUUAUAGAGGCGCGCGUAUCAGAUUACACGCACAACCUGGGAGCUGGGUAGCUGGGGAGCUGGGAGCUGUAUCUGGCGUGUGCGAGACCAGCCGAGCGCUGCAACAAGGUUCCCAAGUUCCAACACGGACCGGCCGCAAAAGACGGUCAACGGGGGCAAAGGUGAGGGAGGGGUCCGAUCAAUUGUUUGGAGCCCUUCUUCGAAAAGUGAAUGGAAGAAAGGGAAGAAAAAAACAAAAUUGUGAGCUCCAGACUCCAGUCAUCAACCCUGUCAAGCACGUCUCAAGGACCCUGGGCUGUACCAGGGUGUUGGAGAGCUAAGGUAGGAGUGGGUUCGAAGUGGUCAAACGGGUGGGUCAGGAUUGCUUUGCUCGGUCCGGAGUCUCCCCUCAUCAACUCUCGCUCGGUCUUCCUCCUUUUCAACGAGGAAAGCGGGAUUCUGGCUAGCAACCUAGGAGCGCUAGUUAGCACACACACCCACGCACACAGUUGCUCGAUAUUCUCGGCGAAUGGGCUGUCUGAUAAUUCACUUAAGGGGACGGUUGCCUCGACACGACGUGAAGAGGUCUUGGGGGACUGUUGGUUGGUUUGCUUUUUGAAGCUGUUGUCUAAUUCGCCUUUUCCUGGUUGCCCGUUUUUGUGCCGCGUAGUCCGUUUGGUUUGCUCGGGCGAGAGAAAAAGAGCCGGCAAGGUGCCGAAGGUAAGCUACAUGCACUAUAUACAUACCUACGUUAACGAAACGGUUGCAGGUUCCUUACAAACGAUCAGGUCGCAGUCCGCGACUGCCUGGCCUAACCAACACCCAAUGACGGUGCUCGAGGUAGAGACGCACUGCGACAGAUCUAAGUGGUCUGUAUGUGUCGCACAGAAUGAGGUCAGUUUGAUCUCUGAAGUUAGUUAUUUCCAUCGCCUGCAACCGACGAGGCGGCGGAGAAACGCGCUCAGUGUGCGAUCCAAUGCUCGACCCCAAGCCGUGCUGGUGUGGCGCCCAGGUCAAGCUGACAAUGGUGAAUGCAUGGUCUUGGCCAAGACAGACUCGGAUCAACGCAACGAGCGUGUGCAACGUCGUGAUGUGGGGUAGAAACGCGACGCUCGAGUGCCUUCGAGUGAGCAAGUGCGCUAUCGCCAAGCGGCAAACGCUUACUGUGGGGAAGUCGGACCUAGUCUUGUCUACAAAUCCGCCUUUUCUUACUUUUGCAUGUCUGAUGGGUGAGCAAAUGUGACAGCUCGGCUGAUGAAUCCAAUGCACAAGACCACGGCUACAUCAACCAUACGGCACGCUACAUAGGUCAUAUGUGAGUACGAAGUACCCGAGGAUAACGUGAGCAUUGACUGGCACCGUGGACCGCCAUGGAGCGACAGCACGCCAGCCCAUGCAACCCCAACUUUUGUGCCCAC